CGCCUGACUCCGGAUCCCUGAACACGUUCGGGCCUCAGACACUCUGUGACGAUUGAUUGUGAUCAAAAUGAAGAAGUUAAUAAGGUUCCUCUUCUGUCUCAUCACUGUGCUCCGAACAACUGGAGCUGAGGAGGUGAUCUAUGCUCAAGUGGGAGACACGGUUACCCUGAAUAUACGAACUCCGCCUGAAAACGGUUAUUACAUCCACUGGUAUUUUGCUGAAAAGUGGAAGGACAGGUUGAUCUUGACCAGCAAUUCACUGACCAUAAAAAACAUCCAAAAUGAACAUUUUGGACUUUUUUUUGUGUUAGUGAAUCCGAAAAACCCUAAGACCAGAUAUAGACUGAUCAAAGUCAGCGUUGAAAUGACUCCGCCCUCACCAGUGCUGCCCUCAGAUUCUGUGGUUUUGAAUUGUGCUGUGCAGACCCCUGWUGGUCUAACAAAACCCAACAUUUACUGGAUGAACCCACAAGAGAAAACUGAGAGGGGUGUUCAAGGAAAACUUCAGUUUAAGGCCGGAAGUCAACAUAGUGGACAGUGGACGUGUGUAAUAAAAGAAGAGAAAAAAAUUCCUCUUUCAGUUKCUGUUGCAGACUUCUCCCCAGCUCCACCGUCUCUGUAUACGUCCAAAAGCUCCCCACUCAAGGUGCAAUUUUUCAUUACCCCCAACAACAUGGUGCAAGAAAUAAUCCAGAAAAUCAAGGAAGUGGAGUGCUUCUUCACCCCCAMARCAUCCUCCCCUCAGAGGCUCUUCUCCUUCUGGCUGGGGAAUAAAGAAGGGAUGGCAAAUGUGGACCAAAACAGAGGCCUGAAAUACGCAAAUUUCACAAAGGGUGGAGACAUUACWUUGUCCAGACGUUUGGCGAGGGAAGACGAUGGAGGGAACUACACCUGCACCGUAACGUUUCAGAACAGUUAUACUCUGACAAGCAGUGUACAAGUGGAGGUGCUGCAAAUCAUCUCCUCUCCUGGACCAAAGCUAAUUUCUGGCAACCCGCUCAAUCUGUCUUGCACCAUUGGAGAUCAGCUGCCCCCUGAACUGAAGGUGAAGUGGUCCCACCCUAAAGGGUUGUCCCUGGAAGAAGCCAACCUCCUCGUCAUCCCCAAGGUGAACACAGACGAUUCUGGAACCUGGGAGUGUGAGCUGCUGCGGAACCAGACCCGCCUGACGUCAGCCAAGAUCGAGCUGAACAUCGAGCCCAUCCUGAGCGUGUGGAUGCUGGUGACCAUCUGCAGCGUCGGACUCAUCCUGGUCCUCCUGCUUGUAGUGGCAUUCAUCCUCUACCGCCGACGACAGAGAAAGAUGAGACAUCUCAGGCAUCGACUCUGCCAGUGCACACACCCGAAGCCCAAAGGAUUCUACAAGACCUAACAGGGAGACAUUCACAUAAGGACAUAAAAAAAUUGCUGGAUUUCUGUUCUAAAAAUAAUCACUUUUACUAAAAUCUCCUCCUCUACUUGUCUACAGUCAUUUCAGAAAAAAAGGAUGAGAAAUUGUGAAAAAUAUGUUGAUAUAAAAAGAUAAUGCAAUUAUUCAAGCUUGUUUAAUCAAAAUAUUAUACAAAUGACAUUUUUUAAAUUGUGUGCAUGUUUUCAACAGUAUUAGAUUUCAUUUAAACAAGGCUAAAACUGAAAUGUUUGAUUUGAUAAAGCAUAAAAAUGUUUUUAAAGGUUAA
This is a messenger RNA of Austrofundulus limnaeus, 1676 nucleotides long. RefSeq names its product CD4-1 molecule (gene cd4-1). Gene Ontology annotation, biological process: cell adhesion. The record is from RefSeq and is a predicted model, not a curated record. The transcript is spliced from 10 exons. Gene Ontology annotation, cellular component: membrane. Lineage: Eukaryota; Metazoa; Chordata; Actinopteri; Cyprinodontiformes; Rivulidae. Bases 68 to 1372 code for a protein of 434 amino acids.